AUGGACCGAUUUCGCCCGAUUUACCGUACGGUGUCGUGGACGGCGGCGACACUUCUUGCGAGCGAUCCGCCCUGGGAACUACAGGCGGAAGCGCUUGCGGAAGUGUACCGGUUCCGGGUGGAAGCAAGUUCAAGCGGCGAUUGUCCAGGACUGGUGGAGGUAAAGCGAGUCAGGGCUCUAGCCCAGCGAGCCUUGAUUAGAAGGUGGGAGGAGGACCUGGGGUCCCCUUCGGCAGGCCUGGCGACAGUGGAGGCUAUCCGGCCCCACUUGAGUCGCUGGGUGAAACAAAGACGCGGCACACUCUCAUUCAGGCUGAUGCAGGUGCUUACCGGGCACGGCUGCUUCGGUAGGUAUCUGCACCGGAUAGCGAGGCGAGAGAUGACACCCUCCUGCCACGAGUGCGGCGCGCCUUCGGACACGGCCCGACACACCCUGAUUAAGUGUUCCGCAUGGGGGCCUCAGCGCCAUUCCCUGGCGGCCAUUGUAGGCAGAGACCUCUCGCUGCCGAGCGUGAUAAACGCUAUGAUCGACAGCGAGAGAUGCUGGAAGGAAAUGGUCUUGUUCUGUGAAAACGUGAUGACACAGAAGGAGGCCGCGGAGCGGGAGCGUGAGAACAGUACUGCCGACCCGCUUCGCCGAAGAAGAAGGCGUCUUCGUUAUGGACAACUUCUCCUCCCGCCAUAA
Messenger RNA from Vanessa tameamea, 684 nucleotides. RefSeq lists its product as uncharacterized. Lineage: Eukaryota; Metazoa; Arthropoda; Insecta; Lepidoptera; Nymphalidae. The record is from RefSeq and is a predicted model, not a curated record. The coding region runs from base 1 to 684 and encodes 227 amino acids. The transcript is spliced from 2 exons.